AUGGGUGACCUACUGGCGACAAAAGAGAACCGCGACGAAUGGUUCUCGCGUAAGCACUGGAAUUAUGACGAGAAUAGGCAAGAGCCAAGCCAUCAAGCUCAUGCUCCGCGAAACGGUGGGAUCCGAGUAACCCAGGCCGAGGACGAUGCUAGGAUCGGGGUCGGAGCAGUGCAAGCAAACUCGAAUGAGGAUAAUCCGCAAUCUUCUACUGUUCUCAAGGUCACAAUCACGGUCAGUCUUUCAGAGGGCAUCGACGCUCUUUGGUCAAGAUGGUCCAACAAGCAAAGAUCCCUCGCACCGAAACUCCCUGCUCUUCAUCCAAACCCUUCUGCCUUGAUCCCCACGGGACGAACGACUCAAUACCAACACCCCAACGCCGGUACCGUUGAAAACCAGCCGGCGCUGUCCGCCAAAAAUCCGUCGGGCGUCUACGUAGUCCCUCUCGCCACCGCGGUCGAAGCCAUCGACUGGACUGACUUAGUUCGCAUCCAAGAGUUCUUUGCCAAUCUCAAUCUCAAAUACGGUCAGGUGGGCGAAUAG
Fonsecaea nubica is the source of this 540-nucleotide messenger RNA. RefSeq lists its product as hypothetical. The coding region runs from base 1 to 540 and encodes 179 amino acids. NCBI's taxonomy places the organism in Eukaryota, Fungi, Ascomycota, Eurotiomycetes, Chaetothyriales, Herpotrichiellaceae. The transcript is spliced from 2 exons. The record is from RefSeq and is a predicted model, not a curated record.